AUGUACUAAUAGAUUCGAGUCUUCAAGACGUCGAACAGAACAUGAUGAUGCCGCAUUGCAUAAGGUAGCCUCUAGAAAAAUGUAUUUACGCAUAACUCUUUUCAUCAUCUGCAUGUGCAGGGUUGUGGAUGCGUUUACGACAAGAUCUUCAUUAUGCCACUACGCUGUCCCAUCCAAAUGCAGCGCAACUCCAAAAGAGUCGUCUUCCGCAUUUCCAAAGGUGAGAUCGAUACCGCCUUCCUCUCUGUUCCUUUCCUCUGAGAACAAUGAGAACGCCCUAUAUGUGCCAAAAGGGAUUACUCUUAAAAUUGCAUUCGAUUCGCAGGGGGGAGUUGCUGAUUUGUCUAGUGAAAAAUCAGAACGUUUCACGUGUGGAGAAAGUCUUGAUAUGGUACACCGGUUGAGGCGUGUUUCAGACGCUGUGUUGGUAGGACGCUCCACCGUCGAGAUCGAUGAUUGCACCUUGACGGUAAGGAGAGUUCCACUCCUACCACUUGAUAAGGAGCCAUCCAACGGUACGGCACCAAAAGCGAAAAAAAAACAACCUUUUCGAGUCGUUUUGGACCCAAAUCUCGAUCUCGAAUUAGAUCAGUUCAAAAUUUUCCAAGACGGAUUGGAAACGAUUGUUAUACAUGCUUUGUCAGAUAGUGAUCUGGUUGACGCAGGRUCAAAAUCAACUAGUGCGGACGAAAUGGGCAAUAGUUACUUUGUCAAAUCAACCAAAAAGGAAUUUCCCGCUGUAACAUUUCUUGGACUUCAACCUAUCAUCGAUCAAGAUAAAUUACGUCUCUGUACUCGGCAAGUACGCGAUAUUCUUGCAGAAGAAUUUGGUAUUCAUCACAUUAUGGUAGAAGGAGGCCCUAAUACUGCUCUUCAGUUUCUAAGGGACAAAACGGUGGAUCGUGCCAUUUUGGUUUAUGCUCCCAUAUCAUUUAAAGAUCCUUUGCUAUCCAAUAUUUCGACGUCGGUUCUCGAGCAAGCGGGUCUAGAGCCUAUUGAAGGCUAUAAAUUGGGAGUUGACUCRCUGAAGUGCUACUCUCGACCCGAACUUUCGUGGCCGUCGACUCCCAUUAAAUCCUGGCCCUGAUUUAUUAAAUAUUUGGCAAUUCCGAUUUUCUCCGCAAGAUGUAUUGCAUUAUGGAGCACGCCAUAUGGCUUUCAUUUGAUCUGUUCUGUAUCGUUGGGUGCACCAACUCUCUUCCAUUGGCGUGGUUAUUCCGAACUGAAGUGCGAAGAUUCCAGCUUGAGCAAUCAUCGCCCCAUUAUCAAUGCAAUAUCUAUGAUCCAUAGCGCUGACACCUCCACCCCGUUCUUCCACCAUUUGCCGCAUCAUUUCCUGUAAUCGUUUGUUGCAUCCAACCCCUCCCACAAUCAGGACUUGCGUCUGUCCCGUGUGCGCCAUUGCCCUUUCUGUUGUCUCCACUAGCAUGGCGAAUAGGGUUUCUUGUAAAGAAAAACAAAGAUCUUCCUUUCGUUCCGUCUUGGCUAGUUCCUCGACCUUUGUCAAAAUUCCUGAAAAACUCACAUCCAUCCCUUUGACAACAUAUGGUAAUGGAAUGUAUUUUGUSCCCUUCUUUGCUUCUUGUUCGAUGUUAUAGCCUGGUGAUGGAUCAUUUGAAAGUUCAAUCACCCUAGCGAAUCGGUCCAAGCAAUUUCCUAUCGCAAUAUCGAUGGUUUCCCCAAAUAUACGGUAGCGUUGAUUUGAGUAGGCAAUAAUCUGAGUGUUUCCUCCACUGACGUAUAGUACCACUGGGUUUGGUGCUCCGGUAGCUAGUCGUCCCAUUUCAAUGUGGCCAACACAAUGGUUGACACCCACCAAGGGCACAUUCCAUAACAAUGACAGAGUUCGAGCACAGAUUGCACAUGAUUGAAGAGGCCCGCCCAUCCCAGGACCCUUUGUGAAGCAAACUGCGGUAAUAGAUAUAAUUCAAGGUC
Messenger RNA from Pseudo-nitzschia multistriata, 1935 nucleotides. The record is from the annotation of a GenBank genome assembly. NCBI's taxonomy places the organism in Eukaryota, Bacillariophyta, Bacillariophyceae, Bacillariales, Bacillariaceae.